UUGAAUUCAUAUUUUUUAAAUAAUAAAAACAUAAUUAAGAUGCCAUUUUAAAUGGAAAUUCACAAGAUUAAUUCUAUCAAUGAUUUUGUCAUAUUCCAGGUUUACAUAUCAACGUCAGACGUGCAAAUGCAUGCAAACUAUCAUAGGAAGGACAGUGCCAUUCUCCAGGAGGGCUUCCAGAGGUUCAGAGCGACGGAGAGCUGUGCAGCACCUCACUGUAUCUUUGCUGGGCAGAGGACGACGCAUUUCCAUUGUCGAAGACCUGGAUGCACAUAUACUUUUAAGAACAAAGCCGAUAUGGGUAAGUGUUUUAGAAUUAUUCACAUGUUAAUCACUAGGUUUAAUAUGAAUUUAACCAAACAGUAUCAAUAUGAUCGGUACAUGGCUCUGUGCUAGAUGUACACCUCCGUAGCCGAGUGGUUCGCACGUCAGUUUCAAGGUUUUGCCAUCUGUGAGGUCCCGGGUUCGAUGCCCGGUCAGGUCAAUGUAGAAAAUGAACUUUUCCAUAUUGUCUUGGGUCUGGAUAUUGUGGUACCUUUGUUGUCUCAGAUACUCCAUAAUACGGGGGUUUUAGCUACUCAACUUGGAAUCUGAGCAAUUUAUGUGAUGUUGUUUAAAAGUAAAGUAAAGUAUAUAUAAAUAUUCGAUUGUUUUGUCCUGUAUUGGUGUACAAUAAAGCAUAUUUCAUUCAUUCAUCAUAAACAGACAUUUUAAAAUGGCAUCACCACUAAAUAUCCUGUACG
Diatraea saccharalis (sugarcane borer) is the source of this 743-nucleotide messenger RNA. The record is from the annotation of a GenBank genome assembly. NCBI's taxonomy places the organism in Eukaryota, Metazoa, Arthropoda, Insecta, Lepidoptera, Crambidae.